Molecule: messenger RNA, 216 nt
Organism: Pelobates cultripes (western spadefoot toad)
Lineage: Eukaryota; Metazoa; Chordata; Amphibia; Anura; Pelobatidae
Source: the annotation of a GenBank genome assembly
AUGCUGGUUCUCCUGAUGCUGGCCCUCCAGCCGCACAAGCUCCAAAUUCACCAGGUGUACCCAGUUAUCAUGGCCUACCUCACCCCGCUCCCUUUGAUAACGACCAGGGGUUGGGCCCACUACGGGCCCCCAAUAAUACCCCCCAGUUUCCCCAACCGCUACCCACCCCAGCAAGCCAUCACAGUAUCCUACCAGCUGUCGAUGGAGCCCCUUUGA